Molecule: messenger RNA, 1895 nt
Organism: Daucus carota subsp. sativus
Lineage: Eukaryota; Viridiplantae; Streptophyta; Magnoliopsida; Apiales; Apiaceae
Product: serine carboxypeptidase-like 11
Exons: 14
Coding region: 166-1584 (472 amino acids)
Biological process (GO): secondary metabolic process; proteolysis
Molecular function (GO): serine-type carboxypeptidase activity; acyltransferase activity, transferring groups other than amino-acyl groups
Source: RefSeq, a predicted model, not a curated record
AUUCCAUAUGGGUAUUCUUAUCACUUUGUUAACAAAAGUGGUAUUGUUUUAGUGGUAGAAAUCUUAGUGCUCCACUUUUCCAAUGAAAAAGAUUUUGAAACACAUGUAGAAGUAUCAGUAGCAGCACUUAAAACAAGGUUUUAAAGCAACAGAAAAUCUUUGGACAUGGCAAGUGCAGUGUACCAAAUAUAUGUUCUAAUUCUUGUUACUGUAAUAAUUCAAUACAAGUGGCCCCAGGUGAUUGCUUCAGACACUCACUCGCCACUGAUCAAGUUCCUCCCUGGUUUUCCAGGACCCCUGCCUUUCCAAUUUCAGACAGGGUAUGUGGGGGUAGAUGAAUCUGAGGAUGUCCAGCUGUUCUAUUAUUUUGUGGAGUCCGAGAGAAAUCCUAGAGAGGAUCCUCUGCUUCUUUGGUUGACUGGAGGCCCUGGUUGUUCUUCAUUUUGUGGCUUUGCUCUUGGAAUUGGUCCACUAUAUUUUGAAGAGGUUGUGUACAAUGGGACUUUGCCUACCCUGUUCAUGAAUCCCAACAGAUGGACAAAGGUAGCUAGUGUAAUAUUUUUGGACUUUCCAGUCGGUACUGGUUUUUCUUACGGCAGGACACCCUUUGCUUCUGGUUCUACUGAUGACCAAGCAUGUUCUCAAGCUGCCCAGUUCCUGAGGAAGUGGUUUGUCAGUCAUCCUGAAUUCCUCUCAAAUCCCUUUUAUGUUGCCGGAGACUCUUAUGCUGGAAUGUUUAUUCCAGUUAUCACUCAAAUAAUUUCAAAUGGAAACCAAGCAGGCCUUAAACCCGCUAUCAAUCUUAAGGGUUACAUAGCUGGAAAUCCAGCGACAUUCCCUGCUCAGUUGAACUUUACAAUCCCUUUUUCUCAUGGAAUGGGACUAAUAUCUGAUGAACUUUUUGAGUCAUUGAGGAGAAGUUGUGGGUUCGACGAUCAGAAACCAGAUCCUGACAGUGCAGAAUGUUCACUUAGUUUAGAAGCUUUCGAGCAGUGUACUGCUGGACUUAAUGAGCAUCAUAUUUUGUGGAAAAACUGUGAUGAUGGUGAUGCACAACGUCAUCUUCACAGAUCAUUAUCUGGUGAGAAAAGAGCUGUUACAGAUAUAAUUGGAGAAACAUCACUUCUUGAACCUGGGUGUCCUGUUGAUGCAAUUGCACUUACGCUUUUCAAGUACUGGUUCAACGAUAUGAAAGUUCAGGAAGCGCUGCAUAUCAGAAAGGGGACCGUAGGGACAUGGGAAAGGUGCAGUACUGAUUUGUCUUUUGAAAUUCUAAUCUCGGAUGUUAGACCAUAUCAUGCAAAUCUCAGCACAAGGGGCUACAGAUCCCUCAUAUACAGCGGUGAUCAUGAUCCCCAAGUGCCAUUUCUAUCCACGCAAGCUUGGAUAAGGGAUCUAAACUACUCUAUUAUCGAUGACUGGCGUCCGUGGAUUCUUGAAGGCCAAUAUUCUGGUUAUACAAGGACUUACUCCAACAAAAUGACUUUUGCUACUCUCAAGGGGGGAAGCCAUACUCCUACAUCAAACAGGCCUGCAGAAUGUUAUGCUAUGUUCGAAAGAUGGAUAUCAGAAAAACCUCUGUAAACACUACCUACUCUCCGAGACCGAGCAUACAGGCUGCUCACAAGUCACAACCUAUGCUGUAUACAAGUUUGUUCCAGUAUUUAAUAGAAUAUAUUCUUCUAGCUGUUUACAUAUAAUGGUGGAUAUACUUGACUGGAUAAACCAAGCCCAGGAUAUUUCCCAUUUAGAAGCAGGAUUAAGGCCCUGUGAGGUUCUUGUAUCAGUAUACUCAUAGUCUAAAUAAAGAGGACAGCAGACUAUACAUGUUUCAUUGUAAGUGGCCGAACUUUAUCCCUUUUUCAUUCUGAUGACAGAACUUUUAAAUUUACAGU